AUGGGCGUAGGUUUGCCAUUCACCCCGUCCAGGGCCUUAUUAUCACUCUUGGUCGCAUUCUUCGUAUUCUACUGCCUUUUCAGCGAAAUAUCAGGCCCCAGCAUUCAAUUCAUCCCCAGCAGCUAUGACUGGAGCAAACACACUCUCCGGUAUCCAUCGACCAUCAGCAGCAUGGCCAAACCCCCACGAGGAUCACCAGUCAAUUUACCACGUAUCCAACACGACUUCUCCAAUCCGGAAUUGAGGAAACGUGAGCUUGCGACCGCAGAUCAAAGACGAAAAGACAUUGAGCAAGCUUUCAAAAAGACUUGGAAGUCUUAUGAGAAGUAUGCUUGGGGAAGUGAUGAGUUGAAGCCAUUGAGUUUGAAGGGUCGUGAUACUUUUGGUGGGUGGGCUGCGACCAUUUGUGAUAACCUCGACACUUUGUGGAUCAUGGGCAUGAAGCGAGAGUUUUACAGAGCUGUUGACUUUGUGACUCGCAUGGAUUGGGAUAUUCCGACAGCCGAUGGAUUCAAUGUUUUCGAGACCACCAUUCGACAUCUUGGUGGUUUACUCUCAGCAUACGAGCUCAGCGGAGAGAGCGCCUUGCUGGCCAAGGCAAUUGAGCUGGGAGAUCUAUUAUACGGCACUUUCGACAAUUCCGAACAUAUGCCACCGCAUACGAUAAAGUUCAAGACCCUUAAGGAAGGAUUGGGUCAUCCAGAACCACGACAGAGCGCUGCCAGUUUAGGUAGUAUGAGCAUGGAGUUCACCCGUUUGUCGCAACAGACUGGCAACCCCAAGUACUACGACGCCAUCGAUCACAUCACCAAAGCAUUUGAGCGAACACAAAACGAAACCGCCAUUCCAGGACUAUGGCCUCUUCAGAUCAACGCCGAGGACGGGUUCAAGGUUACCGACGAUACUUUUGGCAUGGGCGCUAAUGGCGACUCGCUGUAUGAGUAUCUCAUCAAGGAAUACGUCCUCUUGCAGGGCCUUGAGCCAAAGUACGGCAAGAUGUACCUCACCGCCGCCGACGCUGGAAUUAAGCACUUGAUGUUUCGACCGAUGCUGCCAGAUCAAGAUGACGUUCUCAUGCUUGGAGAAGCAUCGUUCCCUCCUCGAGUCAAAGAAUCGCGGUUGAGUACGGGCGUCGAGCAUUUGACCUGCUUCGCGGGAGGCAUGUACGCCCUUGGCGGCAAAGCUCUUGGGCGAGAUGACCACGUCGUUAUUGGCGAGAAACUCGCCCGUGGUUGCGCAAAAGCCUACGCCGCAUAUCCCAGUGGUCUCAUGCCAGAAAUCGUCCAAGUUGAACGUUGCCCAACACUCGAGCCUUGCGCCUUCGAACCAAAGUACAACAAAGAGCCUCUCGGUUUCCGCGCAAGAGAGGCAUCAUACCUACUUCGACCAGAGACCAUUGAGAGUAUCUUUUAUCUCUACCGUAUCACUGGCAAAGAAGACCUCCGGGACAUUGCGUGGAACAUGUGGACUGCGAUUAGCGCUGCUGCUGAAACGGAUGACGCGUUUGCGGCGGUGGAGGAUGUUGGUGCUGAAGAGAUGAAGCAUAAAGAUUACAUGGAGAGUUUCUGGAUGGCGGAGACGUUGAAGUAUUUUUAUCUGAUCUUUGAGGAUGAGGAGGUUAUUAGUCUGGAUGAGUGGGUGUUUAACACCGAGGCUCAUCCAUUGAGACGCAUGUCGAACUAA
This is a messenger RNA of Fusarium redolens, 1683 nucleotides long. RefSeq names its product glycoside hydrolase. The record is from RefSeq and is a predicted model, not a curated record. Gene Ontology annotation, cellular component: Golgi membrane; endoplasmic reticulum. Gene Ontology annotation, molecular function: calcium ion binding; mannosyl-oligosaccharide 1,2-alpha-mannosidase activity. Bases 1 to 1683 code for a protein of 560 amino acids. The transcript has a single exon. Gene Ontology annotation, biological process: carbohydrate metabolic process; N-glycan processing. Lineage: Eukaryota; Fungi; Ascomycota; Sordariomycetes; Hypocreales; Nectriaceae.